AUGUCCAAUUCAAGCCUAGCAAAGAAGCUUCAACCAGCCAAGAAAGCGUUGAAACGCCUGACCAACGCACUGGAAUCAAAACUCCAUAAUCUCAACUUCUCUAAAGCAGUCAAGGUUAUCAAAACCAGCACCAAUCGCCUCCUCGCUUAUUGCUCUCGUCACUUCUUUCUUCCCUUCAAGAAACGUUCCAUAACAAAACCAAGAUGUACUCGCACCCGCCAGUAUAACCAUCUUUACAACAAUAAAACCCUGCUUCAUAAUACCGUCUCACCUAUAUACAUAGACCACCUCUAUGCCGCAGAGCCAAGCUUAAUGCCUGCUAGGCAUUUCCAUGCACAUGCAGAAACAAGUUGUAGAGGUAAAGAUGCGAUUGUUGAGAAAGUUUUGCCAAGAAAAGAAGGCCAGUCAAGCGAGAAGAGCGUGUAUAGCAUUGAAGAUGCAUGGAGAGAAGUUGUUGCUAGAUCACCGCAGCUGCGGCCAGUGGAUGAGAGAGCUGAAGAAUUUAUAUACAAAUUUCGUGAAGUGAUUCAGCUUCAAAAGGAGAAAUCAAUUCUUGAAUUUGAGGAGAGGUUGGCUAGGAGUGCCUAG
Messenger RNA from Dovyalis caffra, 588 nucleotides. Lineage: Eukaryota; Viridiplantae; Streptophyta; Magnoliopsida; Malpighiales; Salicaceae. The record is from the annotation of a GenBank genome assembly.